GCCCGUUCGCCCCUUCGUACACUUCUCUCAUUCGCCUCUUUGACAUUGAGGGCAACGUGUUGCAGACGCGGUGACUGGUACAAGCGUUAUGGAUGGACGGAAACAGUGUAGUGUCUAUCUCUUCCACCGAGUCUUGGACUCAUCGUCGUUAGGUUCACUGACCAGUAUAUCGUCGUCUGUGAAGCAGUUUCAGCACUGGAUUGUCUACUUUAUUUUUGCUGACGGAACAGCUCUAGAGUGUGAUGGACAACAAGACGCUACCUCUAAGAAACUGCGUGGGAGUGCACGGUUGAUAAGUCACAGCGACGUGGAGCCUUUGAGAAAAGACAUGACACUACUGAAGGACGGUGUUUCUCUCUCCAAAGAAGAUAUCAGAGAAGUGGUGGACGACAUGAACCUGAAUAGCAAGAAGUAUGACGUUCUCUGGAACAACUGCCAGUACUGGAUCAAAAAGCUGCUUGGAAGGCUAGGCGUACCAGUGCCUGACGUCGAUCUGAGAGAAGUCGCCAUUGCAGGUGCCAUUCCUGUACCGCUGCGACCGGACCCUUUCUUCAUGACCUUAGAUGAGAUGCCUUCAUGAAGACUUUCAGAGUGGAACUAUCCUUAAUAAUCAAACGUGUUUUACUGA
Molecule: messenger RNA, 628 nt
Organism: Ornithodoros turicata
Lineage: Eukaryota; Metazoa; Arthropoda; Arachnida; Ixodida; Argasidae
Exons: 2
Coding region: 89-580 (163 amino acids)
Source: RefSeq, a predicted model, not a curated record